Lemur catta (Ring-tailed lemur) is the source of this 1338-nucleotide messenger RNA. It is a transcript of the gene PINX1, whose product is annotated as PIN2 (TERF1) interacting telomerase inhibitor 1. Gene Ontology annotation, biological process: regulation of ribosome biogenesis. Gene Ontology annotation, molecular function: telomerase inhibitor activity; nucleic acid binding. Bases 143 to 1135 code for a protein of 330 amino acids. The record is from RefSeq and is a predicted model, not a curated record. The transcript has 7 exons. Gene Ontology annotation, cellular component: nucleolus. NCBI's taxonomy places the organism in Eukaryota, Metazoa, Chordata, Mammalia, Primates, Lemuridae.
CACUGACGUCACCAGCAUGCGCGCCGGCCGCUGCAGUCCACCUGGCGGACGAGUCUGGCGCUUGUAGCUUCUCCUGAGACAGCUGCUGCCUGGUGGUCGCAGUCGCCCGGUCCGGAGGUCCCGGUGUCACAGGCUCUGCGACAUGUCGAUGCUGGCUGAGCGUCGGCGGAAGCAGAAGUGGGCUGUCGAUCCAAGAAACACUGCGUGGAGUAAUGACGAUUCCAAGUUUGGCCAGAGGAUGCUAGAGAAGAUGGGGUGGUCUAAAGGAAAGGGUUUAGGGGCUCAGGAGCAAGGAGCCACGGAUCACAUUAGAGUUCAAGUUAAAAAUAACCACCUGGGACUCGGAGCGACAAUCAAUAACGAAGACAACUGGAUCGCACAUCAAGAUGGUUUUAACCAGCUCUUGGCUGAACUGAACACUUGCCAUGGGCAGGAAACAGCAGACUCCUUAGACAACAAGGAAAAGAAAUCUUUUAGCCUUGAGGAAAAGUCCAAAAUCUCCAAAAACCGUGUUCAUUAUAUGAAAUUCACAAAAGGGAAGGAUCUUUCAUCUCGGAGCAAAACAGAUCUUGACUGCGUUUUUGGGAAAAGACAGAGUAAGAAGACUCACGAGGAAGAUUCCAGCCCCUCCACUCCGGAUGAGAACGAAACCUCCAUGACGAGCACCAGUGCCUUCACCAUCCAGGAGUAUUUUGCCAGGCGCAUGGCAGAGCUGAAGAGCAAGCCGCAGGGCACAGCUCCCCAGCCCGACAUUUCAGAUACCCAAGUGGAAUUGAAAAGGAGAAAGAAAAGAAACCAAGAGAAAACAGGUAAAAGUGGGGAGAGUUACCCCCAACCCAGGGCCAAGCAGCCUGAGGAGGAAAAGUGUGAGGAAGAAGGGAGCCACGAGCAUCCGGCCAAGAAGAAGAGAGCCCCUGCAGAGCAGCAGCCCGGACGCCCCCGUUGGGAUGAGAGUUCUGACACUGCUGCCGCCGAGGAUCACGCGCAGCCCCCUGGUGACCAGGAUGUGAUCUCAACGCCCAAAACAAGGAGAGAAAAGAAAAAGCUGCAAAAGCCUGUAGAGGUGGCCGUGGACACUGUGCCAGCUGAAACACCAGUGAAGAAGAAGAAGAAAAAGAAGAAAGGUUCCCAAUGAGCUCUCUCCAGGCAGGGCGCUGCAGGCAGACGCCUUUGGCCCGAGGUCAGGGUUAACCCCGGAGAGUUGGGCAUCUUUUGACAUGCCGUGGAUUGCCGAGUCUCGCCCUCGCGCCGCACUUCCCCGAGUUAUAUUCCCAGGAGAACUUUUUAAUCUUCUAAAUCAUGGCUCUCAUAAACAAAUAAAAUUUUUAUAAACUCGGA